AUGGAAAGUGUAUAUGUGAGCAAUGUGAAGAGCAGUUCAACAUACAAAAGUAGAGUGGUGACCUCACAAAGUGUUUACAUGUUAUCGUCAUUGUUGAAUGCUGUUCGUAAUAUAUAUAAUUUUUCUCACUUAUACAAUCCUAUUUCUUCGAGAACAAACCAUAGACGCAAUUGCAUUAUUGUAUCCAUCGAGCAGACAGUAAAAGUUACCAAUCGUGUCGGAUACAGGAAGAAACUCUUGCUUCUUAUGGUAGUAAUGGUACUUAUCAGUAUGGUAGAUUCUCAAAUUAUCUUAUCUCUAUGCUCAGUAGAAGGACUCAAGAAAGACCGUGACAUUCUUGUAUACUUUGUUCGCAUCCUUCGUAGUGGGUGGAAAGAAAUGAUCUGUGUUAGUCAAGUCUACAAUUAUUCGAGCCAUCAUCUGCUUAUCAAUUCAUUGUCGGUCAUUAUGGGGGAAAUAGAACCACGAGCAGGCAGCGUCAGUUUAGCAAUUUGUCAACCAUGUGUAGUACUUUGGAAACACAGUGAUAGCUUAGAUCCAAACAACACCUUUAUGGCGCCAGUAAUUUUCAUAUUUUACUCUCCUUCAUCAGGCUUCGAAUAA
Messenger RNA from Mycotypha africana, 603 nucleotides. RefSeq lists its product as uncharacterized. Lineage: Eukaryota; Fungi; Mucoromycota; Mucoromycetes; Mucorales; Mycotyphaceae. The coding region runs from base 1 to 603 and encodes 200 amino acids. The record is from RefSeq and is a predicted model, not a curated record. The transcript has 3 exons.